UGUCAAAAAUGAGAAAAUCUUGACGAAAACUCGACUAAAUGAAUACAUAAACAUACUAGAGUAAUUACGCUAACAAAUCAGUUCCCAUUCACCUCACUUCCUCAUUUCAUGUAGCGAAUAAUAAGUUUGCGUCUUCGCGUUUAAUCUGAAUCGACUCCCGAUAGUGUGAUAUGUUUGAUACAGAACUGUAGCUAUGGCUUCCAAGAAUGAUAUUGUGAAUAGACUUGUAAGCGUAAGGCUUGAGGAAGAUGCCAAUGGUGAAGAAAAUCCUCCUCAAAAUAUGCUACCAUCUAAUCAACAAUCAAGACAGGGUAGUCAUAAUGACGAAGAAAAUGUUCACGCGAACGAGCUGAUGCCGUCGUCGUCUGCAAUAGAGAACCUUCAGCCCACGAACAACACAGGUUGUCGUCUACAUAAUUGGCAAGCGACGAAAACAACUGUUAAGGAACGAUUGUCUUUCCUUUUUAAUAAUGAAAUACUGUCAGAUGUUCAUUUCAUUGUAGGAAAAGAAGCAAAUCAGCAAGUUAUACCGGCGCAUAAAUUUGUUCUUUCCGUCGGUAGUGCAGUGUUUGAUGCUAUGUUCAAUGGAGUACUGGCUACAAAAUCCGAUGAAGUUGAACUACCCGAUGUUGAGCCUGCAGCAUUCUUACAUUUACUAAAAUUCCUCUAUUCAGACGAAGUUAGAAUUGGACCAGAAAGUGUUAUGACGACUUUGUACACAGCAAAGAAGUAUGCUGUAGCUGCUUUAGAGGAACAUUGUGUUGAUUUUCUAAAGAGCAAUCUCGGCACUGAUAAUGCAUUCUUGCUCUUGACACAAGCAAGGCUGUUUGAUGAGCCUCAGCUAGCAGCACUCUGCUUAGAAAUGAUUGACAAGAACACUACUGAUGCUCUAAAUGCUGAAGGGUUUACUGAUAUAGAUCAAGACACUUUGAAUGCAGUUUUAGAAAGGGAUACACUGCGCAUAAGAGAGGCGAAGAUAUUCGCCGCGGUCCUACGCUGGUCCGAGGCGGAAUGCACCCGACGCCAACUGCCGGUGACGCCUAACAACCAAAGAAUGGUUCUCGGCAGAGCGUUCCAUGCUAUACGUUUUCCAUUAAUGUCUGUUGAAGAAUUCGCAAUGGGCCCUGCACAGAGUGGUCUACUUGACGACAGAGAAAUAGUCCAGCUCUUCCUUUAUUUCACCGUCAAUCCAAAGCCCAAUGUAGGCUUCCUAGACACACCCAGAUGCUGUAUGACAGGAAAAGAGCUAACGGUGAAUAGGUUCUCCCAGACUGAAUCUCGGUGGGGCUACAGUGGCACAACUGAUAGGAUUAGGUUUACUGUUGAUCAGAGAAUUUUCGUUGUUGGCUUUGGACUAUACGGAUCAUACUUUGGACCCACCGAAUACGAAGUUCAUUUACAAAUAAUUCACUUAGCCACGAAGAAAGUUUGCGGCUCGAACACGACCACAUUCUGCUGUGACGGGACCGACGACACCUUCCGCGCCAUGUUCAAGGAGCCAGUGGAAAUAUUGCCAAACACGUCUUACAUCGCCAGUGCUAAACUGAAGGGUACAGAUUCGUACUACGGCACAAGAGGCCUGAGGCGCGUGACAGUCGAUUGCAACAACGGCGAAAAGGUCGUAUUCCAGUUCUCAUACGCAGCGGGGAACAACAACGGGACCUCCGUCGAGGAUGGUCAAAUUCCCGCCAUCAUAUUUUAUAUUUAGAACGUUAAUGUAUUUCCUAGUAAAAAUAUUUUUUGAAUAUGGCAACACAUUUCAUGAUAAACUAUUCUAGGCGGUUACAUGAUCUGGUUAUAAUCGGUACGCUUACUAAACGAUGAUGUUAUUAACUAUGUAAAUAUUCUGACGUUAUAUACGAAAAGGUCCGAUGAACGAAUUGUGAUAAAUUAUUUAUGAAUUUCAAAAUUCGUGUUACAUAUUGAAAAUUAAUAAUCUUCCAUUUUCGAAAUUACACGUGAUAUCAACGAAUCGGCAUCCAAAUUGCAUAUUUAAAAAAAAAAAACAAACAUCAAGGACAAGGUACAUCCG
This is a messenger RNA of Nymphalis io (European peacock), 2032 nucleotides long. RefSeq names its product BTB/POZ domain-containing protein 2-like. The transcript has 4 exons. Gene Ontology annotation, molecular function: protein binding. Gene Ontology annotation, biological process: neurogenesis. NCBI's taxonomy places the organism in Eukaryota, Metazoa, Arthropoda, Insecta, Lepidoptera, Nymphalidae. The coding region runs from base 194 to 1708 and encodes 504 amino acids. Gene Ontology annotation, cellular component: cytosol; P-body. The record is from RefSeq and is a predicted model, not a curated record.